AUGGCGCCAAACUCCCUUUCCGCUGUCUCCUCUCUAUCGCCGUCAAACGUCCACCGCUCCUCCUUCAGUGAGCCGGCUCUCACCCCGCACCUCCCAAUGAAAACCACCGCCAUCAAGCUCGACGAGAUUGAGCGCUGGCUCGCCAAUCCGGAGCUCCAUGCAAUCGACACCAUUGAAUCCUCCCUGCUCCCGAGUCCGAUGCAUAUACAUACAUAUACUCACCCAAUCCCCUCGGGCUGCAAAUGGGACCAAAAAUCCGAGGACGAGAAUCCACAACCACCAAAGAAGAAGAGAAAGAUCCAGGCCUACGAUGGUCCUUCAAGGUACUGA
Molecule: messenger RNA, 330 nt
Organism: Penicillium subrubescens
Lineage: Eukaryota; Fungi; Ascomycota; Eurotiomycetes; Eurotiales; Aspergillaceae
Exons: 1
Coding region: 1-330 (109 amino acids)
Source: RefSeq, a predicted model, not a curated record